UAUUAUUAUUAUUAUUUUUCAUGUCGUAUGCCUUUAGGAUUUUUUACAUAACGUUGUAAUCUGCCUGGAGAACUUUGAUUAUGGGAGAGAUUCCCUAUAACCGUAGGAAUCAGAAUCAAUAAUAAGCACUCCUUUUUCUCACCCCUCCUCCUCCUCCUCCUCCUUUUUCCAGCCCAGGAUGAAUGCACAUUGAUAUGGCUUUCAGGUGCAAGAUACAAACUUUGCAGGUGGUUGAUACUGAAUACAGUGCGGAUGCGGUGGAAUGGUGCCCCGUGGAAGGUUGGCACAGCGUCUUGGCAUGCGGCACCUAUCAGUUGAAGAAACUGGACAGCGAGCCUGGCCAGAGCUGCAGUGAGAACAACGAACCCCACAUCCGUCUAGGACGCCUCUACCUCUACUCCUUUGAAGAUCAAAUUUUCACACCACUGACAGAGAUCCAGAGGCUGGAAACGGUGGCUAUAUUGGACAUUAAAUGGUGCCAUAUUCCCAUUGCAGGACGUCCUGUUUUAGGCAUUGCAAAUGCUGAGGGAGUGGUGAAGCUCACUCACUUGAUGGGAAGUGAGAAGAGCUACAGACUUCAGCCGCUGUGCAGCGUUGACCUAGGAGAUGAGUGCCUUGCUUUGUCGCUGGACUGGUCCACUGGACGAGGGCAGCGCAGCCACCCCCCACGACUGGUCAGCAGCGAUUCCAAAGGGAGAGUGAGCUUGCUGUCCGUGGAUGAAUCCGGUUCCUCGAUGCACGUCCUGGAACAGUGGAAAGCACACGACUUUGAAGCCUGGGUCGCUGCGUUCGACUACUGGAAUACACACAUUGUGUACUCAGGGGGAGAUGAUUGCAAACUGCAAGGCUGGGAUACCCGGAAGAGCUCAAGAGUUCCUCUCUUCACGAGUGAGCAGCAUUCCAUGGGGGUCUGCAGUAUUCAGAGCCACCCGCUGCGGGAACAUCUGCUAGCUACGGGAAGCUACGACGAACAUGUGCUUCUGUGGGACACCAGGAAGAUGAAGCAGCCCUUGGCUGACACCCACGUGCAAGGUGGGGUCUGGAGGUUAAAAUGGCACCCAUCCCAGGAAUACUUGUUGCUGGCCGCCUGCAUGCACAACGGCUUCGUAAUCCUCGACUGUCAGAGCAGUUUGGCAGAGACCAAAGAGAAAUGCACCAUUCUCUCAUCUUAUGUGUUGCACAAUUCUUUGGCUUAUGGAGCUGAUUGGUCCAGGCUUCUCCCGAGCAACCCUUUGGAGAUGUCUGCAGCUAUGCCGAUAAUUCAGGUGGAUCAAAGAGCCAGGAGAGAGGAUCUGAAAGUGCAGAACCUCAAGAUCAUGUAUGAAUCCCCCACGGCCACCUUUGAUGUGCUGCUAGAAGAGGAAGAUCAAACCCCUGCAUCGCCGCCCCAAGCAGAAGGUAGCCUGGACCUGCAGGAGCCCUCUGCUGAUGGAAGAGCCCCAGAUACCAAAGCAAAUGGUGAUGCUCAAUCAGCCAAAGCCCAAAGGGAGACCAGCCUCUUAGCAACAUGCUCUUUUUAUGACAACGUCCUACAUGUUUGGAAGUGGGAGGUCAGCCAGAGUUCCCCUCUGGCCUAAACCCACUGUUGGUGUGGAUGGAGGCUGCAAUGCGCCUUGCUUUUUUUCUAUCUAUCAGCAGGGGGAGAAACAUGGUGAAAGGGUGACUUUCACAAUGCCUCCCAUUUCCUAUGUCACAUUUGUAUGUUACUCCUGGGAGCCUCUAGUAGCUGUGACUUUUGAAGGCUCUGCAGGCAUUUCAGAGCUGCGUUGCUUGCUUGGUUCUUUCCUACAUCUUUUUUUGCUGCAGAAAUAAGACUAUUCAGGUUCUCUUAUUUCCCCUUAAUUCCACUGUUCCCCUAAGACUUGAUUCUUGCAACAUACUCAGACACCAGCUUCAACAUUUAGCCUUUAAAAAGAGGCUUAUCCCAAACAAACAGGGAACCUGAAGUCCUAUGCAAGCUUGGGAAAAAUGUUGAAAGGAAAUUAAAAGAUACUUUCUUGAAAUCCAAGCACAAGUCCCUUAAUGCUGUGGAACUCCUCACCAAAGGGCAUGCUUAUAAUUUGAAGUAUUACAAAUUAUGCCUUUUUCAUACAAACAUGCUCAUUGGCAUUGUAAAGAACACCUUUCAACUAAAAUAUAUUUUUGAUCUUUUUACAAUAAAACGUUGCUUGUCUUAUAAGA
This is a messenger RNA of Python bivittatus (Burmese python), 2181 nucleotides long. The record is from RefSeq and is a predicted model, not a curated record. Lineage: Eukaryota; Metazoa; Chordata; Lepidosauria; Squamata; Pythonidae.